Haliotis rufescens (red abalone) is the source of this 6363-nucleotide messenger RNA. RefSeq names its product nephrocystin-4-like. NCBI's taxonomy places the organism in Eukaryota, Metazoa, Mollusca, Gastropoda, Lepetellida, Haliotidae. The record is from RefSeq and is a predicted model, not a curated record. Gene Ontology annotation, cellular component: ciliary base; ciliary transition zone; ciliary basal body. The transcript has 26 exons. Bases 1119 to 5600 code for a protein of 1493 amino acids. Gene Ontology annotation, biological process: negative regulation of canonical Wnt signaling pathway; protein localization to ciliary transition zone.
GAGAAUUUAUGAUGUUGUGUUGGUGAGAUAAUCUCCUGUUUUGAGAAGUUACGAUGUUGUGAUGGUGAGAUAAUCUCCUGUUUUGAGAAUUUAUGAUGUUGUGAUGGUGAGAAAAUCUCCUGUUUUGAGAAGUUAUGAUGUUGUGAUGGUGAGAUAAUUUCUUGUUUGAGACGUUGUGUUGGUGAGAUAAUCUCCUGUUUUGAGAAGUUCAAUGUUGUGAUGGUGAGAUAAUCUCCUGUUUUGAGAAUUUAUGAUGUUGUGUUGGUGAGAUAAUCUCCUGUUUUGAGAAGUUACGAUGUUGUGAUGGUGAGAUAAUUUCCUGUUUGAGACGUUGUGUUGGUGAGAUUAUCUCCUGUUUUGAGAAGUUCAAUGUUGUGAUGGUGAAAUAAUCUCCUGUUUUGAGAAGUUAUGAUGUUGUGAUGGUGAGAAAAUCUCCUGUUUUGAGAAUUUAUGAUGUUGUGGUGGUGAGAUAUCUCCUGUUUUGAGAAGUUAAGAUGUUGUGAUGCUGAGAUAAUCUCCUGUUUUGAGAAGUUACGAUGUUGUGAUGGUGAGAUAAUUUCCUGUUUGAGACGUUGUGUUGGUGAGAUAAUCUCCUGUUUUGAGAAGUUACGAUGUUGUGAUGGUGAGAUAAUCUCCUGUUUUGAGAAGUUACGAUGUUGUGAUGGUGAGAUAAUUUCCUGUUUGAGACGUUGUGUUGGUGAGAUAAUCUCCUGUUUUGAGAAGUUCAGUGUUGUGAUGGUGAAAUAAUCUCCUGUUUUGAGAAGUUAUGAUGUUGUGAUGGUGAGAAAAUCUCCUGUUUUGAGAAUUUAUGAUGUUGUGAUGGUGAGAUAUCUCCUGUUUUGAGAAGUUAAGAUGUUGUGAUGCUGAGAUAAUCUCCUGUUUUGAGAAGUUACGAUGUUGUGAUGGUGAGAUAAUUUCCUGUUUGAGACGUUGUGUUGGUGAGAUAAUCUCCUGUUUUGAGAAGUUCAGUGUUGUGAUGGUGAAAUAAUCUUCUGUUUUGAGAAGUUAUGAUGUUGUGAAGGUGAGAUAUUUCCUGUUUUGAGAAGUUACGAUGUUGUGAUAGUGAAAUGUUUCCUAUUUUGAGAAAUGCUGAGGUGAUCUCUCAAAUCAAGUAGACCAUGUCGGCCAAACGUGAUAAGCACACCAGAACUUUGCACUUCGAGGAUGAAGGCCGAGGAGACACACAGAACAAGGUCUCAACUAAGUCAAUCAAAGGGGAUAUUCUCGACUCUGACUCAAAUCGCUUGAGUAGGUUGUUGUCAUGGCGCUGUGUUCUGUCCCAUCCAAGACUCGUCACUGGUGAGGUAAAGCUUGAUGACUUUGUUCCGUUCUGUCUGAACUUGAGGAAGGUGGACGGCAUCGCGAGACCUGCAGUGCUUGUCAACACCCGGGCAGAGUACCAGCUGUCUGUCAGUCUCUACGAUGUGGCGUUCCGGGAGUUCUGUGGCCGACAGUGGCUGGGACCGACGAUGGCAGGAAGGGGAGGAGCUACCAGUCUGCCCAAGUUACAAUAUAACCAGCACAUCUACUUCCACACGUCUAUCACCAACAUCAGCCUGAUUGCGGUGGUGGAGAUUGUGGCCCACACUUAUGAUGACUCGGGACGGCGCCAGGCUGUGGCCUGCGGCUGGGGCAUCAUCCGGCCCUUCAAGAAUGACUCCGACUUGCCGGACUCUGCGCGGAGCGUCCAGCUGCCAACACAGAAGGUUGAGAUGUACUACGGAUCUCCCAGAGCUCUGCUGUUCAUGGACGACCCCCUGGAGAGUAACCAGUUGCUGAAGCCGAUUACGGGAUGCCAGCUCAGCUUCACCAUGGCGACCCACAAGUCUAUGCUGAGGGUCAUGAACCUGAUUCCAGAGAAUGUCAUCGUCAGCGGAAAGGACGUCAUCCCUGGGAUGGUGGAUGACCAAACUGCAGGGGCGGACAAGUUGAAGCGUCCGAAGACGUUGCGCACUGUGCCAAUUCAGCUGGAGGGUGUGUACGUGCACCUGCAGCCCAAUAUGGACAUGUUCGAGACGGAACUUUGCUCACUGAUGCAGGAUGAUCGGGCACUCCGAGAGAAGAAGACGCUGGAAGAUGCUCCCCCUGUCACAGUCUUAGAGAGACGAUUACAGGUUGGUGUUCAUAAUGGCUGGUGUUACGUGGAAAAGCCUCAGACCUUCCAUCUAGAGAGUCUCAGCAGCUCGUCACGGAAACCCACAGCCAGCCCUAGCUUCCGUCGCAGUAGCAUGUUCGCAAACAGGAGGACCGAGUCUACAGGGUCAUGCAACUCAAGUGGAACGAAUGACUUGGUGCUGAAGAACAAGGUUCAGUUCUCUGAGUUCCUGGAAGACCCCAUGUUCUCCAUCAUCUUCUCCCUUGAGUAUGUGAUCGGGGAGCCACUCACAGCUAAAGACAGGAAGAUAUCCUUGAGCUUUGCCCGUGCACACACCCGAACUGUAUCGGUCAGAUGGGCAGCAUGGAGCCCACUACAACACCCCAGCAAUCGUGAUGUCACAAUAUCUCUGGUGGGGGGACCUCAUCGAUCACCUGACGAGGGCUUUGUCUACAAGAUGCCAUCAACAGACAUGCAAGACAACGAGGUCGCAAGGUUGGCCGGGGGAUAUGUCUUCCUACAGUGGUCAACUGACGCCAAGGACAUGUUGACGCUGCCGAUGGGCUCCCCGCAUGGCGUAAGUCUUCGUCUAGGCUCCAUGCCAUCGGUCCGGAGCCUGGACAGUGGAGGGGAGCUGGACAUGGCCUGGAAACCUCCUUCAGGCAGAUCCAAGUCACAGAACGGGACCCAGAUCUCCUUCCAGCCCCAGCCUCAGAUCCUGCCCCAGCAGACUGGGUACUCCCACGCCCAGCCCCCGGGGAUGGGAGCCGUGUACCCAAACAUGGCCAUAGGACCAACAGGCAUGUUCCCGAUGUACCCGAUGGGGCCCUCCGGGAUGUACCCAAUGAACAUCAUGCAGAUGACAGAUCCCGGCUCUUCACGCCUCACUGCCCCCGACCUCCACGAGCUGCCAUUUACCCCAGUUCAUGCUCCAGUCAUGGCCCAGGGACCCCAGCCAAGAGGUGGCAUGGGGUUGUCCAGGGCGGCCUAUGCUCGACUCUACUCGGCCGGCUUCCCGUCUGUCGUGGAUCGGAAUGGCGACCCCCCAGAUGUGAUUGAUCCUGGCACGACAGUCAAAGUGAAUGUGGCGAAGGAGAUGGCAGAUCCUUUGCAGUGUAACGAGGUUGUCUUCCAAUUCUUAGCCUUUGCCAAGUUUUCCAGUCAGCCAAAUGGUUCUUCAAAAUCUGCUGGCUCUGUGUUUUUCACAUUCCAGUUCUACAGGUUUCCCCAGGUCACAUCAGAGAGAUUACUUCUGUCCAAAUCCCAGAAUGAUUUGACCGCAGAUCCGCUGUCCUCCCCAUUCAUCCUGCACAGGAUGGAGAAGGAUGGGUCCAUUCAGGAGGGGCAGCCACCAGGGUUCGAGGUGAAGUACUUCCUUGACCCCACGUUUCUGAAGCCCGGGGAGAGCAGCUUGUUUUACCAGCAUCUGGCCCGCCAAACCCUCCACAUUGACGUCUGGGACGCUGACUCCCUCCUCCUCAUUGGCUCAUCAGCUGUCGACCUCAAGUACCUGUGCCGGAAUGGGAAUGAGGCUGUCCAGACAACCUUUGAACUGGACGUUGUGACAAGUGAAUACCACGAGGACACAGCCUCUAGUGACAACAAACACGCCGACAUGCGUGCUGCCAGCGUGAAGCCCCUCCGCCGGGGCAAGUUACACCUGAGGAUGGCCAACAUCGGACAUCAAGGAGAAGUGAAGAGAGUCGGGCACAGAACAGAAACAAUUCCAUUACCGAGCAAGACCCAGGUGAUUAUCUCUCAGACAGCCGGGAACUCCUCAUACAAGGGCGGGAGUCUGAUGAGGGGAGAGAAUGGUUUGAAGAAGCUGGGUGUCUCUAGAGCUCAGCCACUGACAGACAAUCGUGAAGUGUCCACCAUGAUGUUUUCAAAGGAACGACAGAUGGACAAGGAAGAAACACACAGAGGAGUCGACUCUGAGAGGCAAAGGAAACUUGCCCGGAUGAAUGCUGUUCGCCAGCAGAGUGGAGAGCAGGAGAAUGAAAAAACAACCACCAUUAUGGGUUAUCGCAAGGAGAAGACAGAGCGGAUGAGGGACAUGAAGACGAUGGAGAUCUACCGCAUGCAGACGAAGAGAGAAGGCAUCCUCACCAUGCUCAGCAACACAAUCACCACCGAGCACACCAUCUACCCCACCUUUGCCACGGCCGAGUUCUUCGAGUUUGUCCUGAAGAACCCCUACAACGUCCAGCAGAACAUCACGAUGGACUGCUCUGAUCCAGCUGUAGGAGUCAUCACAGACGCCCGGGAGUGGCGGCACUUCAAGCAAAUAAACAACAUCAACACCCAUGUAGAGGAGGGCAUGUUCAACAAGGAUAGAAAGUCCGAUGGGCCGGAGAUCUUCCUGCGUCCCAAAGAAACAGUCAACAUCCCCCUCAAGUAUCAGAGUUUCCAGGCCGACCAAUCUGUUCAGCCACAGGGCCCUGUUAAUCCCUUCCGGAAGAAGGAGGUCAGGCACAAGCAGGGGCAGCAGCAGGAGGACAGCAACAUCCUCCACAGUCGCAGCGUGCGAGUUAUUUUCAAGUCGGAGGAUGGCAAGCCCAUCGCUGUCUUGCAUCUGAAGGUAGAACCCCAGCCUCAUGUUGUUGACCAGACGUUCCGCUUCUACCACCCAGAGCAGGCAUUCCUGAAGAAAUCUGUUCGACUGCAGGAUCUCCACGCCUUGCCAGCCAAUCAGAUCGGGGGCAGCGGCGUCAGCAAGGUGUUUGUCCGCUGCAGUGACACCAACGUGGUCUGCGACAGUCGAGCUACACAGCCAGGUGAACCCCAUGACGUGUUUGUCAAGUGCCCCCUCGGGCCGUCCCCCCAGGUGAAGCGCUUCCACAUGGCCGUCUACAUCGACCCCUACCUGUCCCGCCCCACCCAGGUGUGGCAGUUCUUCGUGCACGCGCUGCAGAGGGUGGACGUGUCCUGUAUUGACGGUCAGACCAGCAGGUUUGCCCUCAUCCUCAGAGGGACUCAAUCCAACCGCCUCGCUCGCUGUUUCUCGUCUCACCCAAGUGAAAUGCAGCUGUCUCCCGAAGACCAGUUCCUGUUAACGGCCGGAGCCGUGCACGAACUUAAUGUUGCCGUCCGCCCAAUGAAGACCGGCAACAGGUUCUACUAUCUGAAUGUGGUCGAUAUCGAGUACCACCAGCUGAUUCGUACCUGGCUCAUCUGUGUCAACUGCCGAGCUCCGAUGGUGUCGCGGGCGUUCGAGCUGUCGUUGCCCGUGGGUGGGGGGAAGGGAUGCAGCAAGCGGAUCAGCUACACCAACCCAUACCCCGCCCAGAAGGAGUUCCACCUCCGCUGUGACCGUGACGACCUGCUGCAGUUCAAGGAGACCAAGUUGACCAUCAAUGGCGGCGAGCAACACGUGAUCGGGCUUCGGUUCAAUCCCGUCUCCCAGCCUGGCAUUGCUGAAAUCAUGGUCUUCAUCAAUGAUGAGGACGAUAAGAAUGAAGAGACCUUCCGAAUCACUGCCAACUACAAGUAUCCAGGAGCAUAGAACAUUAGUGUAGCUCUUAGACAGUGUAUACUUAAUGUAGAAGACAUACGUUGUGUCGUCUGAACCAGACUUUAGCUGUGUCCACUCGGGCUGACCACACCUGCAAGGGGAGAUAACCUGGAUAUAUAGCCUCCCUAUCAAGUGUCGGAGUUUGUUGUCUGUACAGGUGUGAGUGAUUCUGUAGAGAGAGUGUCUGAACACUCAAUCACAUGGUGCCUCGUUCCCUGUCUGCAUUCACAGCAGGAUCAGUGUUAUAUGUCCUCAUCAUUCUCCGAGUCCUCAAACAUAUCAAUGUCCUCGGAGUCCUCAAACACGUCAAUGUCCUUCGAGUCCUCAAACAUAUCAAUGUCCUUCGAGUCCUCAAACAUAUCAAUGUCUUUCGAGUCCUCAAACACGUUAAUGUCCUCCAAGUCCUCAAAUUGACAUCAACUCGACUACACAAGCAAAUGUAAUUAGAGCUGUUGGUCUCUGGUACUUUGCCUUUUGAAGAUGUUAUUGUUAUGAUAUUUAUAGCAUUCUGUGAUAUUACAUGCGUCCAUUGUAAACUAAUGUGUAGUCCAAGGAAUCUCACGCCUUGUCCGUCCUCUCAAGUCACACAUUGUAAUCCAUCUUUGUCAUCAGUCAGCUUCAAAGUAAUGACUAGCAAACAACACUGUAUACACGUCAUACACACAACACGUGUCAUGGUUCAGAAAAACAGUUACUUUGAACAUAUCUGCAUGUUACAUGUAUUUAUUUCGGGUUAAUAAACUAUCAAUUCCUA